UUGCUAUCCGACAUUCGUCCCGUGCGGUUUAAGAUACAGAGCUACUCGUGUCCCCAAGAUAUAUGCGCGAGUGCCACUGAAAGCUGUGUGAAAUCGAGGAACUCAACCGAUACAUAUCCAAAAAGAAAUAAAUAUAUAUCACUGAAAUACUCAUAUACCAUAUCAAGUAUUUUAUUGUUGGCUAAUUAGGAGUGCAAAAAAGAAAUUUUUUGGCCAGCAACAUGUUUGCCCGUUGAAGCGCAUGCGCCUUAAAGUAUUCUAUGCUACGUGGGUGGUCGACGUGUUAAAGGACACAAACUCAAGUUAAAGGACAUUUCCCAGACGUCCUCGUAUUAUUCAACACAUUUUUAAACGCCAGCUAAGGUGCAGUGAAAAGUGGCAAGAGCGGUUAAGAAUUAACCGGAUAAUCACCGAAGAAUAUAGAAAAACAUAUCCCCAUCGUAACUCUGUAGCCCAACCGAAGUUUACAUAAUCCCGUCGAUAUGUCCACCGCGUCGUCGAGCAACUCCAGUGGCGAGGAGGCCAAGAAGCCCGGCUCCAACAAUGAGGAGAGCUCCCACCUGCUGGAAUCCGCCGAGAAUGGGGCCAAAUACGGCUCCAGACAAGCAAUUAAAAUCGUAAAGGCCGGCGAUAAUGGACGCACCAACUCCACCCCACAUGAUCAGGAGAAUCUACUCGGCAACAUGGUGCACACCUCGACGUCAAACAACUCGAAGAAACUGCCACAAAUCGUGGCAGCGUUGGCAGCAGCUGGAGGAGCCUUUGCCUGCGGUACUUUGUUGGGUUGGACAUCCCCGGCCCAAACGGCGAUCGUGGAUGAUCACAAGGGAUACGAUUUCGAUGUGGAUAAGACCCAGUUCUCAUGGGUGGGAUCUGCAAUGACCUUGGGUGCCGCCUGUGUGUGCAUUCCCAUUGGAAUCCUUAUCAAUCUGAUUGGACGCAAGUGGACCAUGAUGUUCCUUGUCCUGCCCUUCGUCAUUGGUUGGGCCAUGCUCAUCUGGGCGGCGAACGUGGGAAUGCUGUAUGCCUCGCGUUUCAUCCUUGGUAUUUCCGGAGGUGCUUUCUGCGUGACCGCACCCAUGUACACGGGUGAGAUCGCUGAGAAGGAUAUUCGCGGAACACUGGGCAGCUUCUUCCAGCUGAUGAUAACCAUUGGUAUCCUGUUCGUGUACGCCAUUGGAGCUGGCUUGGACAUCUUCUGGGUGAGCGUUGUCUGCGGCAUUCUGCCCCUCAUCUUUGGAGUCAUAUUUUUCUUCAUGCCGGAAUCGCCUACCUACUUGGUUUCCAAAGAUCGGUCGGAGAGCGCCAUCAAGUCCAUUCAAUGGCUGCGUGGCAAGGAGUACGACUAUGAGCCGGAGCUGGCGGAACUGCGUGAAACCGAUCGGGAAACCCAGGCGAACAAGGUCAACGUAUGGGCUGCUCUCAACCGUCCCGUCACCCGAAAGGCUUUGGCCAUCAGCAUGGGUCUUAUGUUCUUCCAGCAGGUUUGCGGCAUCAACGCUGUUAUUUUCUACUCGUCGAGAAUCUUUGAGGAAGCCAAUACUGGCAUCGGAGCUCAGUGGGCAACGAUCUUGAUCGGCAUCAUGCAGGUGGUGGCCACUUUCGUAUCCACCCUGGUGGUGGACAAGUUGGGCCGUCGCAUCCUGCUGCUGGCCUCUGGAGUUUCCAUGGCCGUGGCCACAACCGCCAUCGGCGUGUACUUCUAUCUGCAGAAACAGGACCCGGACCAGGUGACGAGCUUGGGAUGGCUGCCGGUGGCCAGCUUGUGCGUCUUCAUCAUCAUGUUCUCGAUGGGCUAUGGACCGGUGCCAUGGCUGAUGAUGGGCGAGCUGUUCGCCACCGACAUUAAGGGAUUCGCUGGAUCGCUGGCCGGAACCUCCAACUGGCUGCUGGCCUUUGUGGUGACCAAGACGUUCGAGGACUUGAACGACGGCCUGGGCAUCGGCGGAACCUUCUGGCUCUUUGCCGGUCUGACGGUUGUGGGAGUGAUCUUUGUUUUCUUCGCCGUCCCAGAGACGAAGGGCAAGAGUCUCAACGAGAUCCAGCAGGAGCUGGCUGGCAACCGAUCGAACCCACCAGCCAUCCCCGCCAACGGAGCGGAGAAGUAAGCGGCGGCAAUUAUCGCUCGAGGAGCCCAAAUCGCAAACCGGAAGCCGAAAUUCGGACCGGAAAUCACUGUUAACUCGCUGUUAAUUUAUGUUUGAUUUAGGUUCGCGUUAGGCACAAGACCCGUUGCGUUUUCGAUGGAUGAAUUUGUUUAUAGAAUUUAAUAUUCGUUUAGAUUUUCGGUUAGGCAUAGCGAGAGAUUCAGAUUGUAAAGAUGAAGAUGAGGAAAAUUGCAGCAAACUAUAACUAAGAGCGAAGACUGAAGGUCAACUGCAGAAAAGCCGCGAGAAAUGUUAAGCCACUGUUAACGCACUGUUAACCGGCCUGCUUUUGCAGCCAUAGAAAAGACAACAGCAAUGUAAGAAAAACAUAUAUACCUAUAUAUAUAUAUAUAUCCAUAUAAUGUAUGUAUGCUUAUUUAGUGUUAUUCAUUCAAUCAACGAAUUCUGUUUUACAAAAUUUUAAGGCAUAUUUGCAUUUGUUCAGGUUUUAAAAGUGUUUGCAAGCAUUUGUUCGAUAAUUCUUAAUCUAUAUGUACUAUAUGUAUGUCUAUGUAUAUGAUCUAUAUAGCUGGAUCUGUUUGUGUCUAAACUUCAAAGAGCAUUCAGUCGAUUCACUUAGCAUAGCCGUUUACGUUGUAAGCCACGCCUAUUGCCAAUUUAUUUAUUUACUCCGAUUUAGCGAGGUGUUUUUAUUUUAUAUAAUAAAUCUGAAAUUUACACCAUAAUUUUAAUAUUUUUACAACCGAUAUUUGAGUUUAUAUUCGCUGAAAGCUAUAAGAAAACCCCCCGUCUAUCAUUGUUAAACUUGCAUAUAGUAUUUACGAAAAAUAAAACUACCGAUACAAGUCAAAAAUA
This is a messenger RNA of Drosophila ficusphila, 2963 nucleotides long. It is a transcript of the gene nebu, whose product is annotated as facilitated trehalose transporter Tret1-2 homolog. Gene Ontology annotation, cellular component: membrane. Lineage: Eukaryota; Metazoa; Arthropoda; Insecta; Diptera; Drosophilidae. The transcript is spliced from 4 exons. The record is from RefSeq and is a predicted model, not a curated record. Gene Ontology annotation, biological process: transmembrane transport; carbohydrate transport. Gene Ontology annotation, molecular function: sugar transmembrane transporter activity. The coding region runs from base 483 to 2108 and encodes 541 amino acids.